Molecule: messenger RNA, 951 nt
Organism: Archocentrus centrarchus (flier cichlid)
Lineage: Eukaryota; Metazoa; Chordata; Actinopteri; Cichliformes; Cichlidae
Product: dynein light chain Tctex-type 1-like
Exons: 5
Coding region: 154-510 (118 amino acids)
Biological process (GO): microtubule-based movement
Cellular component (GO): cytoplasm; cytoplasmic dynein complex
Molecular function (GO): dynein intermediate chain binding
Source: RefSeq, a predicted model, not a curated record
CUCCUACUCCGGCUCCGGGUCGCUCUUUCCGGGCGUCGUUGACUCCGCUGACAGCUCCGCAGGAAGUCUCGAAUAGCUCCUGUUGGUUUACCUGUUUCUGCUUUUGUUUUGCUCCUGUUAAUAACAACGAAAAGCCGCCUGAAGCAGCGACAGAUGACCGGAGGAAUGGAGGAAUAUCAAAACGGAAGCGAGGGCUCAUUCAAUUCAGAAGAAGCUGACAGCAUAGUCAAAGAGUGCAUCGAGAACGUCGUGGGCGGCGGAGAUUACAGCCAGAACCAGGUGAACAAGUGGACGGCGAGCAUCGUGGAGCGCUGCCUCACGCAACUUGUCAAACUGGGGAAACCGUACAAGUACAUCGUGACAUGUGCUGUGAUGCAGAAAACAGGUGCCGGCCUCCACACAGCCAACUCCUGUUACUGGGACACUGCCAUGGAUGGAAGCUGCACCGUGAGGUGGGAAAACCGCACCAUGUACUGCGUGGUCAGUGUGUUCGCUGUGGCCACCGCAUAGACAGGCACGCACGCACGCACACAUUAACCAACCAUCUCUACCAAACGAGGAGUGCAGUGUGCUUCUGUGAACAGCAGGGGGCCACCAAGUGCCACAGAGUCCUCCUCCAUACAGCUGUCUGCGCCUUCUGUCAGCUCCUUGGACUGAGCUCUGAGGAACAGCUGCACAGGCUCAAACAGCUGUAUGGCUUCGGUUUCCAGCCUUCAGGUGCAUGAAACACCUUCAUCAUAUUGUAUUUAUCUUCUCGUGGCGCUUUCAUAGCUUCACGUUCGGCUGCAUUAAUCACAGGCGCCUGACAGCUUGCUGUUAAAAAAGCAAAAAACAAACAAAUUCAGUCAGGUCCUUCAGUGUUUUAUCUGUUUGUGAAUCAUGUUGAUGGGAGAAAGGAGACUUUUUGUACUCGAGCUGCAGGAUAAUAAACAUGAAGAGAUUUCAUGACCA